Brassica oleracea var. oleracea is the source of this 1102-nucleotide messenger RNA. Its product is annotated as B3 domain-containing protein At5g25470-like. The record is from RefSeq and is a predicted model, not a curated record. Lineage: Eukaryota; Viridiplantae; Streptophyta; Magnoliopsida; Brassicales; Brassicaceae. The transcript is spliced from 5 exons. Gene Ontology annotation, molecular function: DNA binding. The coding region runs from base 134 to 952 and encodes 272 amino acids.
UCUCAGGCAGAGAGAGAGAGAGAGAGAGAGAGAGACUUGAAACGGGACACUAGAGAGAAUUAGCAAAGCAAGCCGCAGCGAAGGGAAACGAUUCUUCUGCUGUGACGGACAGUUCGGGAAAAAAACCAAGAAAAUGUCGGGCAAGAGUGUUUAUAAUUUGCUUCAGGAUAAUGUGAGCAAGCCUCGCUUCUGCAAGUCUUUGUCUACGGGAGAAACUUGGAGUUCUAAAUCCAUGAGGAUUAUCCCGGAAGAGUUCGUGAGAAGCGCACCCGUAGCUUUUGAACACAGAGUGGUGUUCAGUGUUCGUUGGGGAAAUUCCUGGCAGCUCUGGCUCCAGAGAGACAAGAACGGUCUGUUUAUGGAAGAAGAAGACUGGGAUGAGUUUGUGAGUGAUAACUUCUUAGGACCAAACGAUGUCUUGCUCUUCAUACACGUAGACACUAUGUUCAUUGAAGUGCAAAUCUACAAACAAGAUUCGUACCACUUGAAAGAGAUCACUUCAGCACCUCUCCAAACUGAUCCCCAAGCUGAAGUGGUUACCCCGUUGCCCCAGACUUCUCCACCAGAAACCCCUGCCCCUGCCCCUGCAUCUACAAGUGGAGCGAGACAGGCCGAUGCUCUUGUCAACAAUCCUGAGCAGUACCUCUCAAAUCCGAGUAACCCUUUCUUUGUGAAGAAGCUGGGUAAAAAGAUCGAUGUUCUGUAUGUGAGCCAUCUGGUGACUGAGAGGUAUGGCUUGCAGUUUGGUCCACACAAUUCCCCCAUGUUUUACAUUCUUCCCAACGAAAAAAUCGAGGCAAACACUAAGAUCUACGGAGGGUGUGCUUGUUUCAAUGGCUGGGCUGCUAUAUGUCGAAAGUACAAGCUGAAGCAAGGAGACGCUGUUGUUUGUGAGCUUGAGCGCUCAGGAGGCGUGGUUACGGCUGUCAGAUUGCAUUUCCCCAACGAAUAAAGAGAUUUGUGUCUUCUCCAAUCUCCUUUAGUGGCAAGUUUCUCGUAAAAUGCUACCCUUUAUGUUGGGUUAAUAACCUACUUGCAUGCUAAACUUAUUUUUGUUUACUAUUGAGAUAAGUAUCUCUUAAUAGUGUAUUUUGAGAAAUCA